This is a messenger RNA of Bactrocera latifrons, 1329 nucleotides long. RefSeq names its product putative nuclease HARBI1. The record is from RefSeq and is a predicted model, not a curated record. The coding region runs from base 9 to 1172 and encodes 387 amino acids. The transcript has 3 exons. NCBI's taxonomy places the organism in Eukaryota, Metazoa, Arthropoda, Insecta, Diptera, Tephritidae.
AUAAAUAAAUGCGCGUAAUGGAAAAUUUUAUAAAAGAUGCGUUGUUUGAUACUGUGUGCAUAAAUUCAAAUAAUGAAGAGGAUAAAGAAGUAUUGAACAUCCUGACUGUUAUAGCUGCUGAAUCAAGUUCGUCAUCAGAGGAUUCAGAGCAAGAGCAGAUGGAGCAUCCACAAUGCUCUAAUUUUAUGGAUACUAUUGAUAAUUUUGAAGAUGAGGAUUUCAAAUAUUACUUUCGUUUGAGCCGCAAAACUUUAGAUUACUUAAUAGGAAGAUAUGAGGAAAGUGAAAGAACCUGUUUUGCUACGAAGUCCGGAAAAGUCAAAAUUCCUGCCAAAACAAUGAUCUGCAUGUACGUAUGGUAUUUAAGUAAUACAAUUACCUACAGACAACUAGCCAUAUUGUUUGGCGUUACGAAGUCCACAGCAUGGGCGAUUGUUCGUCGCGUUGUCGCGUGGGUUAUUUCAAUAGGUCAUGAGUUCAUUAAGUGGCCAACUGCAGAUGCGUUGGAAGAAACAACUCGCAAGUUUUUGCAAAGAAAGCAAAUACCAGGUGUUGUUGGUGCUAUUGAUUGCACCCACAUAACAAUUAACGCAGCCAUAAAAGACAAGCAUAUAUAUUUUGAUCGGAAACGGAAUUAUAGCAUUGCUCUACAGGCCAUUGUCGAUGCUGAUAAAAAAUUUAUUGACAUUUAUUGUGGGGAACCCGGAUCAUAUCAUGACUUUACAGUUUUAAAAAGGUCAGCAUUUUAUAGAAAAGCGGAAAGUAAUAUGGAAAAUUUAUUUCCAAAUUCUACUUUUAUUCUCGGGGACUCGGCAUACCCUUGUAAAUAUUACCUCAUUCCGAUGUUUAAAGAUUAUGGUUCGUUAACUCCUAAUCAAAUCAACUUUAACAAAACACAUUCUUCAGCAAGAAUAGUUGUGGAAAAUGCAUUUGGAGCACUAAAAGGACGGUUUCGAAGGCUUCUUAAAUUUACGGAGCACAGAAAUAUAUGUGCAAUUUCAAAUUUAGUGGCAAGUGCAUGCAUUAUGCACAACAUAUGUAUUAUAACAAACGACGAUACUAUUAUUGAUCAUCAAAUUGAAAGUGCCGAACCGGAGCCGGAACCUGCUAAUGAGGGGGCGAGAGAAGCAAAUGGAGGUCGUCGGAAUCAGUUGCUUACAAUUUUAACAUGAGGAAAUGAAUAAAUGUUUUAAAAUGCACUUUUAGAGCAACAUUUUUCUAGUACAUAUAUAUGUCUAUAUAAGCACGAGUACAUAUACAGUGGCGCAAACUCAAAUAAUAAAAUUGUUUCUUUUAUAUAAACACGUACAUAUACGUAUGCAUCGUGAA